ACAUUUCUCUCACUCACUUUCAACCAUAAUUUUCAUCCCAACUCAACAGUAUAAUUACUGGGGGAACUUUGUCUCUCAGCUUUAGUUGCAGCCAUGGCCAGUCACGCAGCUCUUGCUUCCUUAAGAAUCCCAGCCACCACCAGGCUUCCUUCCAAGACCACUCACGCAUUCCCCACUCAAUGCUCCACCAAGAGGCUGGAAGUAGCUGAAUUCUCUGGCCUUCGAUCAAAUGCAAGUGUGACAUAUGCCACUUAUGCCAGAGAAGGAUCCUUCUUUGAUGUUGUGGCUGCUCAACUUACUCCUAAGACUGCAGUAGCAACUCCUGUAAGGGGAGAGACAGUGGCCAAAUUGAAGGUGGCCAUCAAUGGAUUCGGACGCAUUGGCAGGAACUUCCUCCGAUGCUGGCAUGGCAGGAAGGACUCACCCCUUGAUGUUGUUGUUGUCAAUGACAGUGGUGGUGUCAAGAAUGCUUCACACCUUCUGAAAUAUGACUCACUGCUGGGAACUUUCAAAGCAGAUGUGAAAAUAGUGGACAAUGAUACCAUUUCUGUAGAUGGUAAGCCCAUCAAAGUUGUAUCUAACAGGGACCCUCUCAAGCUGCCAUGGGCUGAGUUUGGCAUUGACAUUGUUAUUGAGGGGACGGGAGUUUUUGUGGAUGGCCCUGGUGCUGGAAAACACAUCCAAGCUGGUGCUAAGAAAGUCAUUAUCACUGCUCCAGCAAAAGGUGCCGACAUUCCUACUUAUGUUGUUGGUGUCAAUGAAAAGGAUUACACUCAUGAUGUUUCAAACAUUGUCAGCAAUGCUUCUUGCACCACAAACUGUCUGGCUCCUUUUGUUAAGGUCAUGGAUGAAGAAUUUGGCAUUGUCAAGGGAACAAUGACAACUACUCACUCCUACACUGGAGACCAGGUAAAUAUAGGAUCUGCCAAUAAUAUGAGCAACUUAACAAGUGAAAGAUUGAUAGUUCUUUUGUGUUUUUUCCAGAGGCUCUUGGAUGCUUCACACAGGGACUUGAGGAGAGCUAGAGCUGCAGCAUUGAACAUUGUUCCAACAAGCACUGGUGCAGCCAAGGCUGUGUCUCUUGUGCUUCCUCAACUCAAGGGUAAACUCAAUGGCAUUGCCCUCCGUGUGCCAACACCAAAUGUGUCAGUUGUUGACCUUGUUGUGAAUGUUGAAAAGAAGGGCAUGACAGCUGAAGAUGUCAAUGCAGCCUUCAGAAAGGCCGCUGAUGGUCCAUUAAAGGGCAUAUUGGCUGUGUGUGAUGUUCCUCUUGUGUCGGUGGACUUCCGAUGCUCUGAUGUUUCCUCCACCAUCGACUCUUCACUAACCAUGGUUAUGGGAGAUGACAUGGUCAAGGUAGUUGCAUGGUACGACAACGAAUGGGGUUACAGCCAAAGGGUUGUUGAUUUGGCACAUCUGGUAGCACGCAAGUGGCCAGGCGCGCCUGUAGGAGGAAGUGGAGACCCAUUGGAAGAUUUCUGCAAGACAAAUCCUGCAGAUGAGGAGUGCAAAGUUUAUGAAGCUUAAACUGAUCUGCAUCCUAUUUUUUGUCUGUUUGGUUAAUGAUACAGGGCCAAAGGUUUUCCAUUGUCCAUUAUCAUCAAAUCCUUACUUUGUAAUGACAACUGAGUGAGAUGAACCAGAAAUUUUUAUCAGAUAAUAUAUGUCCAGGCAAUCCUUGCAGUUGCAGUGAA
Messenger RNA from Mangifera indica (mango), 1694 nucleotides. RefSeq names its product glyceraldehyde-3-phosphate dehydrogenase B, chloroplastic. Gene Ontology annotation, biological process: glucose metabolic process. Gene Ontology annotation, cellular component: chloroplast. NCBI's taxonomy places the organism in Eukaryota, Viridiplantae, Streptophyta, Magnoliopsida, Sapindales, Anacardiaceae. The record is from RefSeq and is a predicted model, not a curated record. The coding region runs from base 94 to 1527 and encodes 477 amino acids. Gene Ontology annotation, molecular function: NAD binding; NADP binding; glyceraldehyde-3-phosphate dehydrogenase (NAD+) (phosphorylating) activity. The transcript has 8 exons.